Darwinula stevensoni is the source of this 462-nucleotide messenger RNA. Lineage: Eukaryota; Metazoa; Arthropoda; Ostracoda; Podocopida; Darwinulidae. The record is from the annotation of a GenBank genome assembly.
AUGGCGAGCGAAACCACGACUACAUCUACAUCUACCUCCACCACCACCACGAUUGGAACAACGGGUAGCGGAGAAUUCCAAUGUCCUGAGCCUGAUGGAUUUUUCCCUGACCCUGAAUCGUGCGAUCAUUUCUACCAAUGCGACGGAGGAGAUCCCUUGUACCAAGAAUGCCCCGAAGGUACUUGGUUCAAUCCAAAUAUCGACUCGUGUGACUUCCCCGCUGGAGGAGCGGAGAAAAGAAAGCCAGAUGGCGUUGCAAGCACUGGUGGACGAGCUUUUCAAUGUCCAGAAGCUGAAGGUCGAUACCCUCACGAAAGCCUCUGCUACAUGUUCUACGAAUGCGUAGAUUACAUUCCCUACGACUAUGAGUGUCCGGAUGACGAGCUCUACAGCCAAGAGCAACAAUAUUGCAUGCCUCCUGGAGAAGUGGAUUGUGGGAAUCUCCUGCCAAGACCCACCACA